UGUUGCUGUGCAUUUCUGCAAGCUGCACCAUAAACUGACUCUUAGAAAACAUUGGCAUCUCCAUUCAAUCCAAUUACCUCUCCAACAAUUCAUCUAGCUACUUAAUUCACCGCCCUUUGCUACACUUUUCUAUUCUAGUAUUAUUAUUAUUAUUAUCGAUAUUUACUACCUAUUAGAGUUACCCUACCACGAACCGGCAAAUACAAGCACGCGACACUUCUCAAGUCAAUUCUCUGCAGGCAUUGAAAAGACUUGAUAACCAAGAAAACCUCCUGGAUUUCGACACGAAACGUUGAGGGCAAUAAAAAGUGGCACGCUCGACCGGGGUUAAUCGUCAUGAAGUUCGGCGAACAGCUACGCUCUAGCAUCAUUCGCGAGUACCAAUGGUACUAUAUCGAUUACGAUGGACUUAAAACCGAACUCAAGACCGCUUCAGGGCCUCCUCUAGAUACCGAAGAACAUGGCAGCGGAGGAGAUAAGAAGGGCAAGGGCAAAACUAAGACCAGAGGCCAAUCGAAGAGCAGAUGGACAGAGGAGGACGAGCAACGCUUUAUUGCUAGGCUCUAUGCCGAGCUAGACAAAGUCUAUACCAAGACUAAGGUCAAGCAGUCGGAAAUUCAACGUCGCAUAGCGGUCAGCGAACGAGAGGUCAAGGAGGUCGUCUCCAAAGUCACUGAGCGAGGUUUGACGGAGCAAGGGCCCUCGGAGGAAGAGUUCAUCUUACUCGAAGAAGACUUGAGCGAUAUUAUUGCUGAUGUCCAUGAUCUUGCUAAAUAUGUUCAACUCAACUAUACCGGCUUCUACAAGAUUAUCAAGAAGCACGACAAAAUGACCAACUGGCACCUGCGACCUUCUUUCGAUGCGGCGCUUAAGAACAAGCCCUUUUACAACGAGGAUUUCGAUGCCGAGGUUGUGAAGCUAUCUAGCAUGUACAACAACGUCAGAACGCGCGGCAAUCCAGUAAAGGGUGAUAGUUCUGCCGGUGGUACCCAGGGUAGCUUCGUUCGCCAGACUACCAAGUAUUGGGUGCACCCGGACAACGUUACCGAAUUAAAACUCGUUAUUUUAAAGCAUCUACCUGUGCUGGUGUUCAAUGCCAGCAAGGAAUUUGAAAUACAAGAUUCUGCUAUCUCAUCUAUCUAUUACGAUAAUCCCGAAAAAUGGGACUUAUACGAAGGUCGUUUGAAGAAAACGGAAGGUGCUGAAGCGAUUCGUCUACGAUGGUAUGGUGGCAUGCAAAAUGAUACUAUCUUCGUGGAGCGUAAAACGCAUCGAGAGGAUUGGACUGGGGAGAAGUCGGUAAAGGCUCGUUUUGCCAUGAAGGAGAAGAAUGUCAACUCAUACUUAAGAGGCGACCUGCUCCCGGCCGCCAUCUUUGAGAAGGCCCGAAAAGAGGGCAAGAAGUCUGAAAAGGCUAUUGCUGAGGACGAGACCCUCGCUAAAGAGGUUCAGUACUCAGUCUUGAGAAAUGGUUAUAAGCCUGUCUGCAGAUCGUUCUACAACCGGACUGCAUUUCAACUGCCAGCUGAUGCUCGUGUUCGAAUCUCUCUUGACACCGAACUUAGCAUGGUACGAGAAGACAACCUGGAUGGCGUCAGGCGUUCUGGUAACAAUUGGAGACGUAUGGAUAUUGGCAUUGAUUAUCCAUUCUCGCAACUGCCUCCAGGAGAUAUCUUACGCUUUCCAUACGCCGUCUUGGAAGUAAAGCUCCAAACUCAGCAUGGACAAGAACCUCCAGAAUGGGUUCGGCAACUCAUCUCGAGCCAUCUCGUUGAAGCUGUGCCUAAAUUUUCCAAGUUUAUUCAUGGCACCGCAUCUCUGUUCCCUGAUCGGAUAAAGUUGUUACCUUACUGGAUGCCCCAAAUGGACGUGGAUAUUCGUAAACCAGCAUCACACGACUUUGGUAUCCACCGCCCGACACACUCGCACGCUAGUGGCACGACUUCGGAUGAUGACGAUGACGACGAUAUUGAUUCGGAUGCUGAGGAUACUACAGAUGCUGGGUCCGCCGGACCUUCGGGCCAUGGAAAUGGCCUGUCGCGUCGGGUUCCAGCGCUUGGGGAUAUAGAAGGACAAACCACAGAGGGCACUGUCAACAACGAAGAUUAUCCCCUUUAUGACUCGGAUAAUGAAGUAGACGAAGAGGAUGCGCUUGAGGAGGCAAGACGAGUUGGUGGAUGGACGUAUUACUCUACUGUCGCCAAGAAGUACGCGAAGGCAACCAGCAAUGGAGCGUGGACGGUAUUAAUGAGUAUUACACCACGUCCUCGAGCUACGACAGUUCCUCGCAGCAACCGAACCCAGAUGUAUUUCGGCGAUCAAGAUGUCCAGACUAAGAAGUUCAAAGCUCCCAAAGGCAAGAGAAUCUAUGUGCCUAUCAGGGUUGAGCCUAAAGUCUACUUCGCUGCGGAAAGGACUUAUCUCAGUUGGCUCGAGUUCUCGAUCUACAUCGGCACCAUCGCCGUCACGCUACUCAACUUCGGCUCUAAGCCGACCACUCUCUCCUUCGUCGUCUCCGGCAUCUUCACCCUCUUGGCUAUCAUGUCGCUCUGCUAUUCAGUCGGCAUCUAUCUGUACCGGAGCAGGGGUAUCCGACAGCGUAGGAUCAUCAAGUACUACGACAGGAUUGGCCCGACUUUCCUAUGCGCUGCCCUUUUCGUAGGAGUCGUCUUGAACUUUGCCUUUGAGGGCCGCGAGAGAGCUGUAUGGUAGGUAACCUACCUAUCUUUUAGGGUAUUGGAUAUAACCAAUCCAACUGCUUUCGAAGCCCCCUGGUGGCAGGAACGACGAUGUAUGUACAAAGAAUUUGAUGGAAACGCAUAAGAAUUUCUUGGAGGGUGGGGGGCUUGUCAGCGUUUGUAUAAUUAUGAGCUAUCUACCUAGGUCAACCUAGGCGGGUAGGCAUCUAAGAGCGGAUAUUGCGAUGUUUUUUUACUAUUUCUCUUGUUUGAUGGAAAAUAUAUAUAUAUGUGUGUGUGUAUAGGUUAUGUUUAUAUAUAUGGUUGUGCAUAAGUAGUACAUGUAGGUAGCGAAACUCGAAUGUUAUAUAUAACUAUUUGGUUUAUAUGAUGC
This is a messenger RNA of Hypoxylon fragiforme, 3072 nucleotides long. RefSeq names its product SPX-domain-containing protein. The coding region runs from base 337 to 2712 and encodes 791 amino acids. Lineage: Eukaryota; Fungi; Ascomycota; Sordariomycetes; Xylariales; Hypoxylaceae. Gene Ontology annotation, cellular component: vacuolar transporter chaperone complex; fungal-type vacuole membrane. The transcript is spliced from 4 exons. Gene Ontology annotation, biological process: vacuole fusion, non-autophagic; microautophagy; polyphosphate metabolic process. The record is from RefSeq and is a predicted model, not a curated record.